GCGCGCUCACUGCGUCCGCUCAGUAACGCGCACGACACGACAGUGGUGCGACGCUACCGCAGUUGAAUGAGACGGUGAAUUUGAGGAGAGCGCAUUUGCUGAGGUAAGCGGUACAACGGUGUAAAAACACCACCACGAAACACGGAGGCGUCACGCGCCAGCUCCUUCACUUCAGCGCUUGCCUUUUUCCAGCGAGUUUCAAAAUGCUUUGGCGAAGACAAAUGGGCUGCUUCAUGUGUUUUUCACGGACCCAGGAGGCACGAGUUUGAAUGUUGGUGCUCCUUCUCUUUGGGUUGCUGACGUUGUGGCUGCUGUGGGCACUCGCUUGGCCCAGGCUACUGCUUUCCAAAGGAGCUACGGGUCCAGCUGAGGCGAAUGAGCAGAUGCAGGCCGAACCGGAGAUUGGUGGGCACCCGGCCAAGGAUGCAUCUGUGGCCUGCCUCGCAUCGAAUGCCAUCUCCACAGAACCUGGUGAGGAGUGCUGCCUGGUUGCCCAUCUGUCAGCCAGUGCGGACAUGCAAGGAGAAGAUGCAGAAGGACCUUUCCAACCUCUGUCGCACAGUACAACAUCUGAGAGCAGCUCCACUCCUGGGGGCUUCUCCAGGGACCGCCUCAAGUUCAUCCUGGGUGCCUCGGAGGACAACUCCUCGGAUGAGGAACUGCCAGGACCACAGCACCUCUCGGAUGAGGCUACAGGGAGGCCCUGCGGUGGUUCCUGUGAGCCUCCUGAAGCGAGUGUAGCCCCAAGCAAGUCUUUGGUGUCCACCUUAUCUUCCUCCACCAGCAUGAGGCCCAGUAUGUCUGGCCUGCACCUUGUAAGGAAGGGUCGCGAGCUCCGGAAAAUGGACCUCCAGCGGGACUUCACCGUGGCCUCUCCAGCUGAGUUUGUCACCCGUUUCGGCGGAACCCGUGUCAUCGACAAGGUUCUUAUAGCCAACAAUGGCAUUGCAGCGGUCAAGUGUAUGCGUUCCAUCAGGCGCUGGUCCUACGAGAUGUUCCGCAAUGAGAGGGCAAUUCGCUUUGUGGUCAUGGUCACUCCCGAGGACUUGAAAGCCAACGCAGAGUACAUCAAAAUGGCAGAUCACUAUGUACCAGUGUCUGGUGGAACCAACAACAACAACUAUGCCAACGUGGAGCUAAUCGUGGACAUUGCCAAGAGAAUCCCGGUGCAGGCUGUGUGGGCUGGCUGGGGACAUGCCUCCGAAAACCCCAAGCUUCCGGACCUGCUGCACAAGGCAGGAAUAUGCUUUUUAGGUCCCUCCAGUAAGGCCAUGUGGGCGCUGGGAGACAAGGUGGCCUGCUCCAUUGUGGCUCAGAGUGCAGACAUACCUGUCCUGCCCUGGAGUGGAUCAGGGCUAAGAGUGGAGUGGACAAGGGAGGAACAGCAACUUGGUCACGUGAUCAGUGUCCCUCACGAGCUCUACCUUAAGGGUUGCGUGUGUGAUGUCGAAGAGGGACUGGCGGGAGCUGAGAGGAUUGGGUAUCCUGUUGUGAUCAAAGCGUCAGAAGGUGGAGGAGGAAAAGGCAUCAGGAAAGUUGACAGUGCUGAAGACUUUGCCGGUUUCUUCCGACAGGUUCAGGCAGAGGUUCCAGGUUCACCCAUCUUCAUUAUGCAGCUGGCGCAGCAUGCCAGGCACCUGGAGGUGCAGAUCCUUGCAGAUCAAUAUGGCAAUGCCAUCUCUUUGUUUGGCCGUGACUGCUCCAUCCAGAGGAGGCACCAGAAAAUCAUAGAGGAGGCCCCAGCCACCAUAGCUCCUCCUUCCACCUUGGAGGCUAUGGAGCAGUACGCUGUUCGGCUGGCGAAGAUGGUGGGUUAUGUGAGUACUGGAACUGUGGAGUACCUCUUUUCUGAAGAUGGAAGUUUCCACUUCCUUGAGCUCAACCCUCGUCUACAAGUGGAACAUCCCUGCACUGAGAUGAUUGCAGAUGUCAAUCUGCCUGCUGCCCAACUUCAGAUCGCCAUGGGCAUCCCCCUCUACAGAAUCAAAGACAUACGUGUUUUCUACGGUGAGACUCCAUGGGGGGACUCGCCCAUCAACUUUGAUGCCCCAGAGUGUCUCCCGAGUCCCCGUGGCCAUGUUAUUGCUGUCCGGAUUACCAGUGAAAACCCUGAGGAGGGCUUCAAGCCUAGUUCAGGCACAGUGCAAGAGCUGAACUUCCGCAGCAGCAAAAAUGUCUGGGGAUACUUCAGCGUGGGGGCAGCAGGAGGCCUGCAUGAAUUUGCUGACUCCCAGUUUGGACACUGUUUCUCCUGGGGUGAAAACCGGGAAGAGGCAAUCUCCAACAUGGUGGUAGCCAUGAAGGAGCUGUCCAUCCGUGGAGACUUCAGAACCACAGUGGAGUACCUGGUUAAACUACUGGAGACAGAGAGCUUCAGGAAUAAUGACACAGACACCAGCUGGUUGGACCAUCUCAUUGCUGAAAAAGUGCAGGCAGAGAGACCAGAUACCAUGCUGGGUGUAGUAUGCGGGUCUCUCCACGUAGCGGACGCCAGCUUUAGGAAGAGUAUGUCAGACUUCCUGCACUCCCUGGAGAGGGGGCAGGUGCUUCCGGCUGCUAGUCUGCUGAACACCAUAGAUGUGGAUCUAAUUUACGAAGGAAUCAAGUAUUGCUUGAAGGUGGCCCGCCAGUCUCCCACUACAUAUGUGAUCAUUAUGAAUGGCUCCGACAUUGAAGUCGAUGUCCACAGGCUGAGUGAUGGUGGCCUCCUGCUGUCAUACAACGGCAGCAGCUACACAACCUACAUGAAGGAGGAGGUGGACAGCUACCGAAUCACUAUUGGCAACAAGACCUGUGUGUUUGAGAAGGAGAAGGACCCAACAGUGUUGCGGUCACCUUCUGCUGGCAAACUGCUACAGUACUUGGUGGAGGAUGGCGGGCAUAUCUCUGCGGGAAAUUCCUAUGCAGAAAUUGAGGUAAUGAAGAUGGUGAUGACGCUGAAUGUGCAGGACUCGGGCUGUGUGUACUUCAUUAAAAGGCCCGGUGCCAUGCUGGAAUCUGGGUGUGUGGUGGCCCGACUGCAGCUGGACGAUCCAAGCAGUCUCCACCCGGUGGAGCUGAACACGACAUCCCUGCCACCUCAGCAGCCCCUGCCCAUAGUUGGGGAGAAGCUCCACCAGGUCUUUCACAGUGUGCUGGAGAACCUCAUCAAGGUUAUGGAUGGUUACUGUCUUAUGGAGCCCUAUUUCAGCACCAAGAUCAAACAGUGGGUGGGCACACUAAUGAAAACCUUGCGGGACCCUUCACUCCCACUGCUGGAGCUUCAGGAGAUUAUGACUAGCGUAUCGGGCCGUAUCCCCAUCUCUGUGGAGAAGGCCAUCCGAAAGGUGAUGGCCCAGUAUGCCAGUAACAUCACCUCCGUGCUCUGCCAGUUCCCCAGCCAGAGGAUCGCUAACAUUUUGGACAGCCAUGCGGCCACCCUGCAAAGGAAAACUGAUCGCGAAGUCUUCUUCAUGAACACUCAGAGCAUUGUGCAGCUUGUGCAAAGGUACAGGAGUGGAAUUCGGGGAUACAUGAAGUCAGUGGUGCUGGACCUGCUGAAGAGGUACCUGCAGGUUGAGAUGCAGUUUCAGCAGGCUCACUAUGACAAAUGCGUGAUGAAAUUAAUAGAGAAGUACAAGCCAGACAUGAACCCAGUGCUAGAGUACAUCUUCUCCCAUGCUCAAGUGUCCAAGAAGAACAUUCUUGUCACCAUGCUCAUUGACCAGCUGUGUGGGCGGGACCCCACCCUAGCAGACGAGCUCAUGGCCAUCCUGAAUGAGCUCACUCAGCUCAGCAAAGUGGAGAACUCCAAGGUGGCCCUGCGUGCUAGACAGGUACUGAUAGCUUCUCACUUGCCAUCCUAUGAAUUGAGGCACAACCAGGUGGAAUCAAUCUUCCUCUCAGCCAUUGACAUGUACGGCCACCAGUUCUGCCCAGAGAACCUAAAGAAACUGAUUUUGUCCGAGACCUCCAUCUUUGAUGUUCUGCCUAAUUUCUUCUACCACGCCAACCACGUUGUGUGCAUGGCUGCAUUAGAGGUGUACGUGCGCCGGGCCUACAUCGCCUACGAGCUCAACAGCCUCCAGCACCACCAGCUGCAGGACGGCACCUGCGCACUAGACUUCCAGUUCAUGUUGCCCACAUCCCACCCCAACAGAGGGAGCAGCCCUACUCUGAACAGAGUGUCUGUUCCAGUCAGCUCCAACCAAUUUGAGAUGCGGAGGCAGGGCAGUGAGGUCUUCUUGGAUGGGACUCUGUCCCCACCGUGCCAGAGGAUGGGCGCCAUGGUUGCCUUCGAGUACUUUGAAGACUUCCAGAGGAAUUUCGAUGAGGUGAUUUCCAGCUUUGCUGAUCCCCUCCUGGAGAGCCCUCUGUUUCCUGAGGUGUGCUCUGCCCUCUAUGAUGAGGAGAACUACAAGAAUAUGAGGGAGAACCCCAUCCACAUUAUUAAUGUGGCCAUUAGGUCAGUGGACUCUGAGGAUGACGACGCCCUGGUCACUGUCUUCAGCACCUACGCUCAGUCCAAGAAAGCCAUAUUAUUUGAAUAUGGCAUCAGAAGAAUAACAUUUUUGGUGCUACAUAAGAGAGAAUUUCCAAAGUUCUUUACCUUCAGAGCUAGAGAUGAGUUCCAGGAGGACAGGAUCUAUCGCCACUUGGAGCCGGCUCUUGCCUUUCAGCUAGAGCUGAACCGCAUGCGCAACUUUGACCUGACUGCCAUCCCCUGUGCCAACCACAAGAUGCACCUGUACCUGGGUGCAGCCCGUGUCAAGGAGGGUACCGAGGUCACCGACCAUCGCUUUUUUGUCCGCGCCAUCAUCCGGCACUCUGACCUGAUCACUAAGGAAGCCUCAUUUGAGUACCUACAGAAUGAAGGGGAGAGGCUUCUGCUGGAGGCCAUGGAUGAGCUGGAGGUAGCCUUCAGUAACACGACUGUGCGCACAGACUGCAACCACAUCUUUCUCAACUUUGUACCCACUGUUAUCAUGGACCCCUCAAAGAUUGAGGAGUCUGUGCGCUCCAUGGUGAUGCGCUAUGGCAGCCGCCUGUGGAAGCUACGUGUCCUGCAAGCCGAGCUGAAGAUCAAUAUUCGGCUGACGCCCACCGGCGAGGCCAUUCCCAUUCGCCUCUUCCUUACCAAUGAGUCUGGCUACUACUUGGAUAUCAGCCUGUACAAAGAGGUCACUGACCCGAGCUCUGGACAGAUCAUGUUCCAGUCCUAUGGGGAAAAACAAGGCCUCCUGCAUGGCAUGUUGAUUAACACACCCUAUGUCACCAAGGACCUGCUCCAGUCCAAGAGGUUCCAGGCACAGUCCCUAGGAACUACCUAUGUCUAUGACUUUCCGGAGAUGUUCCGCCAGGCUCUUUUCAAGCUGUGGGGUCCAGGAGACAGUUACCCCAAGGAUGUGCUGUCAUGCACUGAGCUGGUGCUGGACCCACAGGGGCGUCUAGUGCAGAUGAACCGGCUGCCUGGUGACAAUGAGGUUGGAAUGGUGGCAUUUUGGAUGAAAAUGAAGACCCCUGAGUAUCCAGAAGGACGAGACAUCAUUGUCAUCUGCAACGACAUCACCCACAUGAUUGGCUCGUUUGGGCCAAAGGAGGACCUACUGUUCCUGCAGGCAUCUCAGCUUGCGCGGUCUGAAGGUAUCCCACGUAUCUACAUCUCCGCAAACAGUGGGGCACGCAUCGGUUUGGCCGAAGAGGUUCACCAUAAGUUCCAGGUGGCCUGGAUUGAUCCCCAGGAUCCCUACAAGGGCUUCAAGUACCUGUUCCUGACUCCUCAGGACUACACCCGCAUCAGCUCAUGCAACUCCGUACAUUGCCAGCAUGUGGAGGAGGGCGGCGAGUCCAGGUACAUCAUCACUGACAUCAUUGGGAAGGAGGAGGGCCUUGGUGUGGAGAACCUGCGUGGUUCUGGCACAAUUGCUGGGGAGUCCUCCUUGGCCUACGAGGAGAUAGUCACCAUCAGCCUGGUCACCUGCCGGGCCAUCGGCAUAGGCGCAUACCUAGUGCGUCUGGGACAGAGAGUCAUCCAGGUGGAGAACUCUCACAUCAUCCUCACGGGUGCUGCGGCUCUCAACAAGGUGCUGGGUCGUGAAGUGUACACCUCCAACAACCAGCUGGGCGGCGUGCAGAUCAUGCAUAACAAUGGCGUCACGCACACCACGGUGCCGGACGACUUUGAAGGGGUCUUCACCAUCCUACAGUGGCUCUCCUACAUGCCCAAGAACAACCACAGUCUGGUGCCAGUGGUGCAGCCCAAAGACCCACCCGACAGAGAGAUUGACUUCAUCCCCACGAAGACCCCAUAUGAUCCACGCUGGAUGUUGACAGGGAGGCCCCACCCCACUGUGAAAGGAGCUUGGCAGAGCGGCUUCUUUGACCACGGUUCCUUCAUGGAGAUCAUGAAGAGCUGGGCCCAGACGGUGGUGGUGGGUCGCGCUAGGCUCGGAGGCAUUCCCCUCGGGGUCAUCGCUGUGGAGACACGCACUGUUGAAGUUGCCAUACCUGCAGAUCCAGCCAACCCAGAGUCUGAAGCCAAACUCCUGCAGCAGGCUGGACAGGUGUGGUUCCCAGACUCCGCCUUCAAGACAGCCCAGGCCAUCCAGGACCUGAACCGCGAGCGGCUGCCUCUGCUGGUCUUUGCUAACUGGAGGGGCUUUUCUGGAGGAAUGAAGGACAUGUACGACCAGGUCCUCAAGUUCGGUGCCUACAUCGUGGACAGCCUGCGUGAGUUUCGUCAGCCUGUUCUGGUCUACAUCCCUCCCCAUGCCGAGCUGCGGGGGGGUUCCUGGGUGGUGAUCGACCCCUCUAUCAACCCGCUGUGUAUGGAGCUGUAUGCAGACCGAGAAAGCAGAGGUGGUGUGCUGGAGGCCGAGGGCACAGUGGAAAUCAAGUUCCGCGGGAAAGACCUGCUGAAAACCAUGCGCAGGAUCGACCCAGUCUGUGCCCGUUUGGUCAAGCAGCUGGGUACCCCAGAUUUGGCAGAAGAGGAACGCAGGAAACUUGAGUGCGAGUUGAAGGCCAGGGAGGAGUUCUUGUUGCCCAUCUACCACCAGGUGGCGGUGCUGUUUGUAGACCUUCAUGACACACCAGGUCGGAUGCAGGAGAAAGGCACCAUUACGGACAUCUUGGAGUGGAAGAAUGCCCGUGUGUUUUUCUACUGGCGUCUGCGCCGCCUCCUGCUGGAGGAUAUGGUGAAGAGCGAGAUUUUACAGGCCAAUAAGGAACUGAGCAAUGGACAGAUCCGGUCUAUGCUGCGGCGCUGGUUUGUCGAGACAGAGGGGACAGUCAAGGCUUACCUAUGGGACAACAACAACAAAGCAGUGGUGGAAUGGCUGGAGAAGCACCUGUCAGAAGAGGAUGGUUCGCACUCGGCCAUCAGGGAGAACAUCAAGUACCUGAAGAGGGAUUAUGCCCUCAAGUGCAUCCGAAGCCUCGUCCAGGCAAACCCGGAGGUGGCCAUGGACUGCAUCAUUCACAUGAGCCAGAACAUCACACCCUCCCAGAGGGCUGAGAUCACCCACUUGCUGACCACCAUGGACAGCACAGGUGCCAGGUGAGCUCAAAGCAGCACCGCAGCACUGUCAGUCCAGCUGUUCCAGGUAAUGUCUACAACCGGAAAGCUACUCUUUGGUUUAUGGACUUUUCCUGAGGACAGAAUUUGUGUCGUCUUUUUUCUUUUUUAAAUCUCAGGACUUUGCUAUGGCUAUACGACCACUGGCUGUAAUCACGCACAACAUGCACUCCACACACUGUGCCUGUGUGUUAAAGGCAUGUCACACACAAUCUUGAAAGCAAGUUGUGUGAUGUCUUAAGAGCCGCCUGCUCCCAUUCCGAUAUUCAGGUGCAUGAUGCCAAAAAGGAACAUGGAUCUCUCACAAAGAUUGCUGUUCAUGCGUGUCAUAUCUUUCUAUAAACAGAAUGUGUUUCUAUAUUAUUAACAGCUGAUACAUUUUUUUGAAGUUGGUUCUGAUUUUUCAAAUGUUUUUAAGGGGAUCUUUACUUUGAAUGUUUCAUGGGAAGGUGAGACCAGUCCUUAUUAAUAACACCUUUAUGAAGUAAGAGUGUCAGUUCUUUUCCUUUCACAUGAAUGUAAGCAGCAGAACGACUAGUAGUGACCAUCGUGAAUAACCUGCAUGACCUUUGCCCUGCAGUCAGAAGCGCCCUUUUAUACAGACAAUCUCAGUUUCAGGAAGUAAAACAACAUGAUUUUUAAUGUUGUCUGCAGUAUAAAACACAUUCAUACUUUCACUAUGUAAAGAUGUGGCUUUGGAUUUGUAUGAAAGCACUUGUGUCAGUUUGCUUCUCUUUGCAUAAAUUUGUUAAAACGGAACUGAUGUUUUCUGUGGAACAUAUUUGUGUUCUUUCAAAUGUUGCUACAAAAUGUAUUGAAGAGGUAGAAAUCCUCAUUUGAAUGUACUUUUGUGUAACAGAAAACAUACGACGUGUUUGGGAAAUUGCCAAAUGCAAAAAUGAAAUGAAAAAUUUUAGAUAUUUAUAAAUAAACACCACUUAAACUGAUCCAUUAACGUUUAGUGAAUCAUUGUAUCGAUCCUAUAUAGACACUGAUUACUGAAAUGGGUGUAGUUGCUUGUCUGUGUGUAUGAGUGUAGGCGCACACAUACCCAAGUAAGAAUUUGUGAAAGAAAUUAACAGAAAUUGUUAAUCUGUUAAUUUUAUUGUAUUUAAAUAUU
Scleropages formosus (Asian bonytongue) is the source of this 8675-nucleotide messenger RNA. RefSeq names its product acetyl-CoA carboxylase beta (gene acacb). The transcript is spliced from 55 exons. Gene Ontology annotation, molecular function: ATP binding; acetyl-CoA carboxylase activity; metal ion binding. Gene Ontology annotation, cellular component: mitochondrion. Gene Ontology annotation, biological process: fatty acid biosynthetic process. The record is from RefSeq and is a predicted model, not a curated record. Lineage: Eukaryota; Metazoa; Chordata; Actinopteri; Osteoglossiformes; Osteoglossidae. The coding region runs from base 270 to 7541 and encodes 2423 amino acids.